CGUCCAGCCUCAGCCCUCUCACUCUCCAAAUGUUCACUGUGUGCGCUCUCUCCGGCUCAUCUUGGCGAGCUGCGGCUUAAAGCAGACACUUCUAGACGUUAAAGAGAGGAGAGAAGCAGGAACAGAACCGGAGCACACACCGGAGUUGUGAGCGUUUCUGGGGGGAACAGUUUGGGGAGGUUUUACGCAUAGCGCAGGAUGCAGGCGCGCUACUCCGUCUCCAGCCCCAACUCUUUGGGAGUUGUUCCGUACAUCAGCAGCGACCAAAGCUAUUACCGGACCGGCGGGGGAUACACCGGGAUGCCUGCCCCCAUGAGCAUGUACUCCCACGCUGCCCACGAGCAGUACCCGGCCAGCAUGGCCCGUGCGUACGGGCCGUAUACGCCGCAGCACCAGCCGAAGGACAUGGUGAAACCUCCGUACAGCUAUAUCGCCCUCAUCACCAUGGCCAUCCAGAACUCCCCGGAGAAGAAGAUCACCCUGAACGGGAUUUAUCAGUUCAUCAUGGAGAGGUUUCCCUUCUACCGGGACAACAAGCAGGGCUGGCAGAACAGCAUCAGGCACAAUCUGUCCCUCAACGAGUGUUUCGUGAAAGUGCCCCGGGACGACAAGAAGCCCGGGAAGGGCAGCUACUGGACCCUGGACCCGGACUCCUACAACAUGUUUGAGAACGGUAGCUUUCUACGGCGCCGGAGGAGGUUCAAAAAGAAGGACGUUCAGAGAGACAAGGACGACAGGCAGAGUAAGGACCCCUCUGCCCGCACCCCGGGAAGGGAGCAGGACCCACCGGGACAGGGCUCCCAGCCAGUACGGGUCCAGGAUAUAAAGACUGAGAAUGGGACUGCAACGCCUCCGCAGGCCGCUUCUCCAACUCUGAGCACCGUGCCAAAGAUCGAGAGCCCGGACAGCAGCAGCAGCAUGUCCACAGGCAGCCCGCACAGCGUGCCCUCCACCCGCUCACUCAGCAUGGACGGACCCGAGCAGCACCACCACGGCCAGGCCGCGGCGCAGGGCUUCAGCGUGGAUAACAUCAUGACCACCCUGCGGGGGUCUCCGCAGGCCGAGCUCUCCCCGCCUCUCAUCGCCUCCUCGCGGACAGGUAUCACCCCCUCACUGUCGCUCAACUACUCACCCAACCAGACCUCCGCGUACAACUCCACCACCUGCAACCAGAAUGUCAUCUCCACGAACUCCAGUGCCACCUAUCACUGCAACAUGCAGGCCAUGAGCCUGUACGCGGGGGACAGGUCCUCCGGGGGACACCUGGCGCCGUCCACCACCGUGGAGGAGGCUCUGCCCGACUAUUGCAUCACCACGACCACCGCGUCCCCACUCGGACACGGAAACCUGAGCCAGGCGGGCCAGGACGGCCACCACGGGCACCAGGGACGGCUCGCGUCUUGGUACGGGGACCUGAGCCACCUGAGCCCAGGUUACCCGGCGCAGCAGCAGAACUUCCACUCAGUGCGGGAGAUGUUCGAGUCUCAGCGGAUCGGGCUGAACGGCUCCCCGGUGAACGGGAAUAGCAGCUGUCAGAUGGCCUUCCCGUCCGGUCAGUCCCUGUACAGAACCUCAGGAGCGUUUGUUUAUGACUGCAGCAAGUUCUGAGAGCCGCGGCGCCUUUAAAUUAAUAACUCUAAUAUAUGUUUUAUAUUUUUUUGUACUUUUGGUCUUUUAUUCUCACUCCGAAUGGACAUAAAGAGAUUCAGACUUUUUUUUUCUGUCGAGGCGUUUGUAACACCACAAACACGUAAGUUUUCUUCCUCCUCUCACUUUGAGACUUGUUUAUAAAGAUGCUCAGAUACCAGCUUCUGUGACUAUAGACUGUAAAUUAUAGCCUAAUAUAGUAAUUUAUUUUGUAGAGAAAGGGAGUGGUUGGAUGUUGAGGACCAAACACUUUAAAGUUUUCCCAGUUUUCUUAUCGCUGCCUUUAUUCCUCCCCCUUCUUGUAUAGAAAUAGAAAGGGGGCCGUGUAGUCUGUUACUGACUUAUUUUAUUCUUUUUUUUUUUUUUGUCUUAUUUGUUAAAUAAGUAUUUUUGAAGGCAUUACAUUUUGUUUGUUUAAUAAAGUGCCGUUUAUUUGAUCCUAA
Molecule: messenger RNA, 2090 nt
Organism: Labrus bergylta (ballan wrasse)
Lineage: Eukaryota; Metazoa; Chordata; Actinopteri; Labriformes; Labridae
Product: forkhead box C1-A
Biological process (GO): regulation of transcription by RNA polymerase II; cell differentiation; anatomical structure morphogenesis
Molecular function (GO): DNA-binding transcription factor activity, RNA polymerase II-specific; RNA polymerase II cis-regulatory region sequence-specific DNA binding
Source: RefSeq, a predicted model, not a curated record